Molecule: messenger RNA, 942 nt
Organism: Priceomyces carsonii
Lineage: Eukaryota; Fungi; Ascomycota; Pichiomycetes; Serinales; Debaryomycetaceae
Gene: NOP1
Product: rRNA methyltransferase
Exons: 1
Coding region: 1-942 (313 amino acids)
Biological process (GO): box C/D sno(s)RNA 3'-end processing; rRNA methylation
Cellular component (GO): box C/D methylation guide snoRNP complex; nucleolus; small-subunit processome
Molecular function (GO): rRNA methyltransferase activity; RNA binding; histone H2AQ104 methyltransferase activity
Source: RefSeq, a predicted model, not a curated record
AUGGCAUUUGGAGCUCCAAGAGGUAGAGGUGGUCCCCCUAGAGGUGGCCGUGGCGGUGCCAGAGGUGGUUCCCGUGGUGGUUUUAGAGGCGGUGCCCGUGGUGGUGCUAGAGGUGGUGGCCGCGGUGGUGCUAGAGGUGGUGGUCGCGGUGGUGCUAGAGGUGGCCGUGGUGGCGCUAGAGGUGGCCGUGGUGGUGCCAGAGGCGGUGCUAAAGUUGUCAUCGAACCCCACAGACAUGGAGGUGUUUUCAUCGCUAGAGGUAAAGAAGAUUUAUUAGUCACUAGAAACAUCGCACCUGGUGAAUCUGUUUACGGUGAAAAGAGAAUUUCGGUCGAAGAGCCAUCGAAAGAUGAGUCAGCUCCACCAACGAAAAUUGAAUAUCGUGUUUGGAAUCCUUUCAGAUCAAAGUUAGCUGCAGGUAUUAUGGGAGGUAUCGAUGAGCUUGGAUUUGGCCCUGGUAAGAAGGUCUUGUAUUUGGGUGCUGCUUCAGGUACAUCUGUUUCUCAUGUUUCAGAUGUUGUGGGACCAGAAGGUUUAGUUUAUGCAGUUGAAUUUUCCCACAGACCUGGAAGAGAAUUGAUAUCAAUGGCUAAGAAAAGACCCAAUGUGAUUCCCAUCAUUGAUGAUGCUCGUCAUCCACAAAAAUACCGUAUGUUGAUUGGUAUGGUCGAUGCAGUCUUCGCAGAUGUUGCCCAACCAGAUCAAGCUCGUAUUAUUGCCUUGAACUCGCAUUUGUUUUUGAAAGACCAAGGAACUGUGGUUAUUUCAAUCAAAGCAAACUGUAUUGAUUCUACUGUUGAUGCGGAAACCGUCUUCGCUAGAGAAGUUCAAAAAUUGAGAGAAGAAAGAAUAAAGCCAUUGGAACAGUUGACAUUAGAGCCUUAUGAAAGAGAUCAUUGUGUUGUCGUGGGACGUUACGUCAGAAGUGGAUUAAAGAAAUAA